AUGUCCCAAGCCGACAUCGACCAGCUCGCAAGCUGGCGUACUCUUGGCGCCCGCAACUCUCAGCAGGUCGUAGACCUCGCGCCGAAAGUCCUCGCAGCCGGAGGGCUAGGUGACGCAGAAUGGAGUGUACGCGAGCAACUGGCAAUUGCAGCACUUGAUCUCGGCCAAAUCUCGCUCGCCAACGCGCAAAUUCGCACACUCGAGACUCGCUUUCCCAAGUCGCCGCGCGUCGAUAUCCUCCUGGGCCUCAAGCUCGAGGCACUCGGGGAGCCUCUCCGCGCCGGCGCAGUGUACAAGCAGCUUCUGAUGAAGGACGAGACGAAUGUUUCGGCGCGGCAGCGGUUUAUUGCCCUGGCACCGAACCGAGAGGAGACGAUCACUCGCCUCCUCAAGUACCUCGACAUUUUCUAUGCCGAUCCACAGGGCUGGAGCCUGCUGGCCGAGCUGUAUGCUGAUGCGGGGGCUUAUGCGCAGAGCCUGACGGCACUGGGUCACCUCAUGGUGCUGCAGACGUGGGAUAGCAUGGCGGUUGUGCGGGCGGCCGAGACGGCGUACACUAUUGGCGACUACCAGCUGGCGCUCAAAUACUUCCUCCGCGCGGUGGAGAUGGAGACGCCGCCGACUGGCAAUCCCGACGGACACCGUACGCGCGCGUGGUGGGGAGUCCAGAUGUCGAGCCGUCGCUUGCUCGAGUCUACGGCUAAGCGUAUCGACAGUGCUGUUCCAGAUCGCUCCACGACCAGCCGCGCGCAGCUUGAGAAGCUCAAUGCCCUCGCGACUGAACGUAUCUUGGCCAUCGGUGGGGCGGGGAUGCAGGUGCGUCGCGCGGUGCUGGCUGGGUAG
This is a messenger RNA of Cutaneotrichosporon cavernicola, 843 nucleotides long. RefSeq lists its product as uncharacterized. Gene Ontology annotation, cellular component: EMC complex. The transcript has 5 exons. Gene Ontology annotation, biological process: protein folding in endoplasmic reticulum. Bases 1 to 843 code for a protein of 280 amino acids. Gene Ontology annotation, molecular function: protein binding. NCBI's taxonomy places the organism in Eukaryota, Fungi, Basidiomycota, Tremellomycetes, Trichosporonales, Trichosporonaceae. The record is from RefSeq and is a predicted model, not a curated record.